Molecule: messenger RNA, 1326 nt
Organism: Aquila chrysaetos chrysaetos
Lineage: Eukaryota; Metazoa; Chordata; Aves; Accipitriformes; Accipitridae
Product: translation initiation factor IF-2-like
Exons: 2
Coding region: 15-632 (205 amino acids)
Source: RefSeq, a predicted model, not a curated record
GCGCUGCCCCGGAGAUGGCCGCCACGGCGCUGAGGGUCCUUUCCGCUCCCCCGCGGAGCCGCCCGGCCGCUGCGGGCCGGAGCCGCCCCCAUCGGUCCCUACGGCUACUGCAGCGGCCCCACGCCCUGCCCUGCCCUGCCCUGCCCUGCCCUGCCCUGCCCGCGCGAAGUACCGAGCGCCGCCUGACGCCGCCGAGCCGUGAGUGCCAGCCUCCGGCGGGCCUGCGCGCCCGGCCCCGCCGCUGCCCGCCAGGGCCAACCCCCUGCGGCGGUCCUCGCUGCCCUGCCCGGGCGAGGGGAGGCCCCGCCGGCAGGUGGGACGCGCCGCCGGACCUCGGCGUUACUUGGGGUGCACUUGGCGGGCCCUGGCCUCUCGGAGCCGGGGUGGGGGCUGCUGCUCCGUCGCCACAGCUACGGGUGCUUGGCGUUGUGGGGAGGAGGAACGUGCUCGUUACGCCGACCUGGCGUGUGACGGGAGAGUGGUGCAGGGCGACGCUUGCACCCUUUGAGUCAUACCUGUGCAGCAGUGCUGUCAUAACCAACUUCUUCCCCGGCUGCUUGUUCCCUGCCCUACACUGCCCCUUCUUUCUGGGCAGUACACCAGCGUGCGAGGCCACACUGCCCACCAAAUGAGGGACCUGACCAAGUGGAGUCACCGCUUCCCACCCUCUUCACCCUGGAUGUUGCCAGCAGCAACACUGGCUUCAGUAAGCCUCCUUCCUUUGCCCUUGCACAAUCCGUGAGUCGUCUGAAAUGCUCUGCAGAGCUGAAAUAGAGAACAGAUUUGACAGAAAAAUAGCAUUUUUUAAGACUGGUUGUUUUUCAAUGGGAUCAGUUCAGUUGAGCCCAUUCAACCUGUAACUAACUGAGCAAACACCAUGUUCUCCAAACAGUGGAGAAGGAGAGGUGAGAGCAGGAAUAAGGUAAGGACCCAGGGCUGUUGAAUGUCUCAAAAAAUGGUGCAUCCGUGUGUACCCUUCUGAUACAACCAGCCACCUGGGGAGUUGAGCUAAACUGUUGUACUCUGCACUGGAGCAGAGCUGGAGUGCUGUAAAAAAAGAGCAUCUGACUAAGCAGUAACUAAUAGCCGAGGCGGCAGCACCUUUAGCAGCUGUAGUCAUUUUGGAAAUGAACUUGUGACUAUCCCCUAAACCACAGCUACCUCAAUAGCCGACCUUACCCUGAAUUAGGAAAGAUUUAUUCUUCUGUUUUCCUACUCUGAGAGCAUUUCAGACUAAGUGAGAUGAAAUAAAAACACAUUUAAAGAAAUUAUAUUGGUAGAUGAAGACUCUAAAGUAAAGUUUUAAAAUGGGCAACACUAAAAUAA